AUGAAAGUAACUGAAGAAGAUGAAAAACUUUCACAUCGAUUGAGACGAACUGGACCAAAAGAUAGCUUUACCAUUGAAGUACCAUUGGAAGCAUUCGUACAAGAGCAACAAAUGAAAUUGGUACGAAUAGAAAAUAACAAAUACCUGGAAAGUAAUAAACAACAAACAUCUAGUUACAAUAAUAAUAAUAAUAAUAGUAAUAAUGAUAAUAAUAAUGUUGAAAAUGAAAGUAAUGAUAAUAAUAACAUUAAUGAUAGAAUGAAUCAUCAGUCACUUGUAAUGAAUCAAUAG
Brugia malayi is the source of this 291-nucleotide messenger RNA. RefSeq lists its product as uncharacterized. The transcript is spliced from 2 exons. Lineage: Eukaryota; Metazoa; Nematoda; Chromadorea; Rhabditida; Onchocercidae. The record is from RefSeq and is a predicted model, not a curated record. The coding region runs from base 1 to 291 and encodes 96 amino acids.